Didymodactylos carnosus is the source of this 1527-nucleotide messenger RNA. NCBI's taxonomy places the organism in Eukaryota, Metazoa, Rotifera, Eurotatoria, Philodinida, Philodinidae. The record is from the annotation of a GenBank genome assembly.
AUGCAUCAUUCAUCCCAACAACAACAGGGAAAUAACGCAAACACAAAUUCUACUAAUUCAACUAACAAUAAUCCAUCCCCAUCAUGUGAUGAUCGGACAUGUUCAAAUGCUAAAUGUGCCGUAUGUUUGCACUGUUCACAACAAUAUUGCUUUAUCCAUUUUCUUAAACAUAAUGAACAAUUAUCGUUGAAUGCUGAAAAUUUUACAUUAUCCAUUGAUCAUUUAGAUGAUCAAUUAAAGAAUAUGUCCAUUGAUGAAUCAUUGCGAAAAACUAUUCAUCUUCUUGAUCAAUGGCGAAAAAAUUUAAUUAAAACAAUCGACUAUGUUUAUCAAGAAAAAUUGACAUCGAUUAAACAAAAUUAUAUUCGUUUAACGAAUUAUUUAAAACAAUUUCAGUUUGAACAAACAUCACAUAUUCAAACAGUACGUCAUGAUUUAGAACAAAUGAAAUUUAUUCGUCAUACAUAUGAUAGAGAGAUGAGAAAAAUUCAAGCAACUAUUGAACAGAUACGACAAAACUGUAAAGAAUUAAAAUAUGAUUUGGUAUUAAAAGAACGUCAAAUACCAAAUAUUUAUGAUUCAAUUGAAUGCGAAAUUAUAUGGAAAAGACGUUCAGCUAAUAGUAAUAAUAAUAAUACAAAUAGUAACAACGAAGAAAAUAUGGAUGAUGAAAAUGGAAAUAGUGAAGGACUAGUAUCUGGCAAUGAGGAAGAAGAAGAGGAAGAAUACUUUAUGAAUUCAAAUGAUGGUGGUAUACAUGGAAUUAGUCCAUCAGCGCGAAUCAAAACUGAAUUAUUAGAUUCUGAUUGUGUUGAACUUGAUAAUGAUAUACUUGAUAGUCGGUAUAAUAAUACCACUACGACAACAACCACCUCUUCAUCAUCACCAAGUCCAACAUCGUAUGAAAAUUGUUUAUUAUCAUUUCUUAUUGAUCCUCCCCAUAUGAAUAUUAACGAUAGUUCAACACCCUUACCAAUGAUUCCUGGCACUCUAGCUCAGCCACCAACAGCAUCAUCGUAUGAUAAUAAAAUAACUCGUGGCGGCGGUGACUCUUAUCAUGAUUCUGGUUAUCAUCGACCAAUCCCACAUCAUCACCAUUCAAUUCAAUCAUCAUUACCAUCAUUAUUACCGAUUAAAAAGCAACAACAACAACAACCACAACCAAGAAUUAAACAUUCAACAACAGCAAAUGGAAAUUCAUUACAAUUACAAAAUAAAAAACGUCGUAUUUGUAUGAGUUGUGGAAAAUUUUAUCAUCCAAGUAGUUUGCAACGACAUUUUCGUCAAUGUAAACGUUUGUCAAUGAUGAGACAACAACAACAACAACGAGAAGAAGAUGUACAUAAAACACCGUCAUCAGCAUUAGCUAAUACUCAAACAACGUAUAAAGCUAUUGUUGUUCCACCAACAACUGUUCCAGACAUAGCAUCGUCAUCGACAACAACAACGACACCUCCGUCAACAACGCCAACGAAUAAUAAUCAGAACACAUUUUCAACAUAUGAAAUUUCAAGCAAUAACCAAUAA